UCGCCAGACAUUCAUUAGGUUAGUAUGUGGUCACAGUGGUGUGUGGGCUAUUGUUGAAGCCCAGGGAAGUCAUACAUUCUUUUUUUUGCGGGGGAUUUCUGUAUAGGUACAGAUGUCUAACGGGGGUAGGCUGUUUAGGGUGUUCAGAGAUGUUAUUGUCUUUGCAAAAUUGGUUCUGGUGUUUAAAAGAUAUAGGUACGUUUUUCUGGGCUGAUACUUUUGUAAUGGAGUAAAUAUUAAUAGCAUUUCAGUAUUAAAUAAUAGUUUUGUCUGUUGAAUUUAGUUCUUUCAGAAAGAAUGGCACUAUUUUUGCGUUAACAUUACAUUUUUUUCCCCGUUUUACUUCAACACUAAAAUGUUGGUAAACUGGUUGGUUUAUAAACGUUUGCUGUACUGUGGGAUCCUGUGGCUGGAGAAUACUAAUGGAGGGUUUUGUCUUACACAGUGGUUUACUUUGGGUAUUAGUGAUGUCACUUAAUUUUGAAGUGCUCUUUACGCACUUGCACACGUGUGUUUAAUGGGCGCACUGAGGUCUAAUUCUCCCUGAACACAAGGGAAAUGUAGACUAAGGAGCGUUUCCUUCCAGACCCCUUUUCUUUCUUUUUUUGUCUCCCUUUUCUUUCUGUCCUUCUCUUUCUUAUAUAUGUUUUUCUCUUUGCAUUAUUUGAAACGUUCCUGGCUUCUUUCUUUGUUUCAAAGGGCAUCAUGAAAAAAUAUAUAUGCUUUUGCUUAUCUUUAAUUUACUGUAUUUUCAGUUGACAUGUUUACAGAAUGCCCCAUAUUUGCCAAAUCUGACUGUUGGUAAAACAGCUGAAUGGUGGGUCAUAAUCUUGAUUAUUCAUUUUGUUGCAUUUCUUGAUCCUCCACAGGGAAAUUACAGAACCCAAAAGACACUCCGUGCCAAAAAGCAUAUAUUCUAUCUGGCCAGUGCUCUUCCUAUGGCCGCCUGCUGUUCUUGAUUAACUCUCCACGCCAAGGUUGACAGUGCUUGCGCAAGAGGUUUCUUUGCAGAAAUCAGGCCCAUUUGCAUGACAAAACCCUGGUACAGCACCACCAAAGGCUGUCGGAGGGCUUGAACAAAGGGAGGGUCUGCUUUCACCUCCUCCCCAGCAUCAGAACCUCACAGAGAGGAGAGAGAGAGAGGAACGAGCACAAGGAACGGACUAAGCUGACCUACACACAGCCUCGGAUGUGCAGGAAAGCUGAAGAAGAUUCUGGAUGCGUAUGUGCUCUCACUGUGACUACUAUGAAUCUUGGCGUGAUGUUUGACUGAGGAGGACUGGCUCUGGGACUAGACCAAAGAGAACAAGGGGACCUUCAUCCCACUUGCAAACAUGCACCAAUAGGGCAGCAUUUACAUUAGAUGGCACUCAGCACACAUUCAUCACACACAAAACACACAUGCUAUACAAACACAAUCACACAUUUACACACACAAACACACACAUACAUAUGUACAUACAGAGGGUCUUCUGAGCAUCAUUGCGAUUUUUCCAAACGUGUGGCUAUUUUCCAUUGAUCUCUUCUCACUGAGAAGCACACUCAAGAACAAGCUAUGCAAAGAUGACGGGAAUGUUGUUUAUCAUUCUUCUGGCCAAUGCAGUGGUGGUGAGUGAGAAUGAGCCCACCCAGCCCCAGCCAGAGAGAGGGGGGCAGGAGUCUGAGGAAUUCAGGAGCAUAGAUUCUGCACUGGUUCAUAUGACUGAAGAUAAAGUGUUCCAGCUGAUCAAUGCUUCUUUGAGCUUCCAGUGGGCCAGACGCUUCUGCAGGACUCAGUUCAGUGUGCUGACUGUAAAGGAGACGCCGGAGGAUGAGGAGGGGGCCCUCCUGCUGCUCAGAGAGUCCCGGCUCCAAGAGCCCAUUUGGGUUAUAGACCCUAACCAACCGCUCAUCAGAGAGUCAGUGGCUGUCUCCAAACAGUACCAGGUCCUACGCACCUUGUCCUUUUCUCUGGAGUCCACGGAGGGGCACGCUCGCCUAGGCACACGCUUCCCACCCCUGCAGGCCGUGAGUGUGUGCGUGCGCAUCCAGUGGGACCUGCGGCACAACCAGGUGUCCACCAUUUUCUCCUACGCCGCCUCCGUCUUCAUCAACGAGUUUCAGCUCCGGGGACGAGCGGACGGUGCAGAUGGGCAGGUCCUCCUGGCCCUCAUUGUUCAUGGCCACCACUGCCCUUAUAAGGCCUCCUUCCCCAAUGACGGAGAAUGGCACCAGGUGUGUGUCAGCUGGAGGAACAGCGAUGCACUCUGGGUGAUAUACGUUGACGGGGAGAUGAGAGACACUGGGACUGAGACAGAUCCAACUCGAGAAAUCCACGGAGAGGGGAUAUUCAUUGUGGGACAGGACCAGGAUUCCUUUGGUGGUGACUUUACUGAGCCGUUUGUGGGAAAUAUCACGGAUUUGAAUGUGUGGGAUGUGGUUUUGGAGGAGGAUCAGAUUCAGACGCUGAAGGCGUGCUGGCCUCUGGAAAAUCAGGAUGCCCUUUUCAGCUGGAAUAGUCAGAAUCUGACCCUUCACCCAGAUGUAAAGGAAGUACCUGCCAACAUAUACUGCCCAGGUAUACUGAGGCAGAGGGCGAGAGACGAGUGUGAUGUCCUGGAGGGCUGGACCUCACACAUUUACAGCAAACAGCCCUGCUCCAAGGAACUACCGUUUAUCUGUAGAACCAGCAAAAAGCGUUAUCUAAUCAUGAAAGAGCUGAAAGAAGCCCAGAGCUCUCAUCCAAGUCCUUUCAUGAGCCACCUGAUGCAGGACUCUGGGGAUUCACAGGUUAUGGAUGAGCCUUUAGCAGGGAUUACCUGGGUACAGGCGUCUCACCUCCUGAAUGUGUCGCGGCAAGCUCUGAGUGAAACGCGGGAGCCCCUCGAACCCACCGAUGUGCUGUCGCUCGUGCAGAUCCUGUCUCGUGCAGCUGAAGUGUCCACCCUUGCUAACAAGAGCCAACCAGCAGUCGAGCUCCUGAGUCAACAUUUCCUCACGGUGGCGGACAACAUCGUUAGCUCCGACAAUGCCCGCAUGUGGAAUGUGGUCAAAGAGGUUGCUAGUGGGCCAAUGUCUGUGGUCCGGAGCAUAGACCGCAUGGUGACCAACCUCAACUCCUUGCUGAUAGCUGAUAGAGAUAGCGUUCAAAUCCAGAGCGACAACAUCAGGCUGCAGGUCCAGAAAAGGAAUCUGGGAGAAGCCUCUGCGAGUUCAAACUUUUGUGGUCCACACUCAGAAAAUAACACAGGCCUGGACUGCAUCUCCUUGUCAUCUCAGCAAAUGGAAGAACUCCAUAGCAAUGGGUUCAGGGAGGUCACGUUGCUGAACACCUGGUAUGGUUCUCUCCACCAGCUCUUAAACACAGAGGAGAACAUCACCAUGUCUCCCGAUGUCAGCGAUGGAACACAGAGGUACCUGGGCACCGUAUUAGGGUCAGCAGUCAUCUCCAGCACAGUUCUUGGGGAUGGGCAGCCAAUCAGUAUGCCUGUACACUUCCAACUGCAACAUAUAACACAGAAUCCCAUAGGCUUUCUUUACGAACCCAUGUGUGCAUUUUGGGAUUUUAACCUCAUGCCAGAGGAUGGAGGAAGUUGGUCCUCUUAUGGCUGUGAAGUCCUCUCCGCCCAGGAGGACUCCACCACCUGCUCCUGCAAUCACACCACCAACUUUGCUUUGCUUCUGCAGAUCUAUGAAGUUGAGAGAAGCCCAGAGGAUGAGAAGGCACUGCAGAUGCUGACGUUCAUUGGAUGUGGGAUAUCCCUGUGUGGCCUCAUUCUCACGCUCAUCCUCUUCACUGCAGUUGGAGUGCCGAAAUCAGACCGCACAACAGUCCACAAGAACUUGAUUGUGGCUUUGGCUGUGGCUCAGCUCCUUCUGAUGUUUAGUGACUGGGCCUCUACAAACCAUGAGGCGUGCAUGUUGGUGACAGCUCUGCUACAUCUCUUCUUCAUGGCUUCAUUCAGCUGGAUGCUGGUGGAAGGGCUAUUGCUGUGGAGUAAAGUCGUGUCAGUCAAUAUCAGCGAGGAGAGACGCAUGCGCUUCUAUUAUGCACUAGGCUGGGGUCUACCUGUUGUGAUUGUCACUGUGACCUUGACAAUUUCCCUCAACAAGUACAAAGCAGAUAACCACUGUUGGCUCAACAUAGAGUCUGACAUUAUAUGGGCCUUUGUGGGACCUGUUCUCUCAGUUCUGGCGGUGAACACUGUUGUGCUUUGCCGUGUUGUCAUGGUGACUGUAUCCAGCGCUCAACGAAGAGCAAAGAUGCUCUCUCCAAGCACAGCUUCCAAACUCCACACAUUCGACCUCACCUGGGCUGCGACUCGUCCUGUCCUGAUUUUGCUGCCCGUGUUGGGCCUUACCUGGCUCUGUGGAGUCCUGGUGCACACGUCUGUGGUGGUGGCUUACAUUUUCAUCAUACUCAAUGCCUUUCAGGGCUUGUAUAUAUUCUUGGUGUAUGCUGUAUACAACAGUGAGGUACGCAAUGCCAUAAAGAGGAUUCAGGAGAAGAGGAAAGCACUGUCCUUCACGAACUGUUCUCAGCCCAUUGGCUUCCUACCAUCCCAGAGAACUCCCGCAGCCUUCUGGGCCCAGAGCAUGCCCACCCCGUCCAGCCUGGAGAGCAGUGAGAUCUCCAGCCCCAUCACCAGCACCACCUCCAGCUCACUGGUCUUCAGGAACGAGAGUUUCAGAAAGAACAGCUUUGUCAGUUUUUCUCUCAAACCAACCUCUGGAAACCAGGUAGUUGAACUGACUGCCUUCAAGCCUUCAGGUUGCUGAGGUCAGGCUGUGAUAGUUGCAUGGACUUCAUGGAAACAUGGACUCUUUCAUGGGAUGAAGCAAAAAGGAUAUAGUUUAGCCAAACACUGUAUUUUCUCUGGCAACAAAGCAAAUAUGACAUGCACACUCUCACUCUUUCACUCUCUUCCGCCAGAACAAACACACACACACACACACACACACACACACACACACACACACACACACACACACACACACACACACACACACACACACACACACACACCAAGCCAGGAAGCAGCUGGACAGAAAGCGGCCUCCCCCAUGAUGCACCAGAACUCCUCCACAUUUUGCACAGCAUUCCCAGGAUUCAGUACCGAGAACAGAGAACAAGGUGAAUGCCCAAGCCUCUCUACUACUGAACCAACACAUCAGUAUCACGAGCCUCCACAACUGUUUGCCUCGGUAUAAAGAGCCUCUACAGUUAGUUAUGCUACAUCAUCACACUUGGCAUUAUUUUGAAUACUUUUAUCUCAUUUGCCUGCAUAAUGCAAUCCUCAAAGGCAUAUUCAGAGAUAUAACUGUGAGUUAUUGCCUUUCAUUUUAUAUCUCAGUAACGCACAUUAUCAAACUCAUUAGAGGUAGUAUUGUAAAGCAUUAUCGUAUUGCAUGACCAGACAGCACUGCUGUGUUGUCAGUGUACAAGUGUAGACUUUGAGUGAGGUGGAUCUUCCCACCUAUACCGAUACUGUACUGUAGAUACUGUGCAGAGCUCAAUGCACAAGUCAGAGUCAGAUAACUAUGUAAACCUAUCACUGGCCAGACACCUAUCAAAGCUUCUGUCUGCUUCCAGUGACAUCCUGCCGGGUGAAAACAUGAUGAGCUGCUUUAUUUCACAGAAUUCCAGAAACAAUUGCAAAAUAGUUCGAUUGGAGCUCUGAGUAUUUGGGUUUAUAAGCAGAACCUAGAUGUGAUUUUUAGGGGAAGAUGAAGUUGCUGUAGUAACUUUGUUCUGAGAUGGGAACAACUUGUUGGGGCUUGUCAUGGGUUUGUUGUGUGCACAAAAUAUUUGUUGUGAUCUAAAAUAAAUUGACUUUCAGAUUGUG
Molecule: messenger RNA, 5825 nt
Organism: Clupea harengus (Atlantic herring)
Lineage: Eukaryota; Metazoa; Chordata; Actinopteri; Clupeiformes; Clupeidae
Gene: adgrd2
Product: adhesion G protein-coupled receptor D2
Biological process (GO): adenylate cyclase-activating G protein-coupled receptor signaling pathway; cell surface receptor signaling pathway
Cellular component (GO): plasma membrane
Molecular function (GO): G protein-coupled receptor activity
Source: RefSeq, a predicted model, not a curated record